This is a messenger RNA of Acanthisitta chloris (rifleman), 1290 nucleotides long. RefSeq names its product RAB3A interacting protein (rabin3)-like 1 (gene RAB3IL1). Bases 56 to 1111 code for a protein of 351 amino acids. Lineage: Eukaryota; Metazoa; Chordata; Aves; Passeriformes; Acanthisittidae. Gene Ontology annotation, cellular component: Golgi to plasma membrane transport vesicle. The transcript is spliced from 9 exons. Gene Ontology annotation, biological process: exocytosis. Gene Ontology annotation, molecular function: guanyl-nucleotide exchange factor activity. The record is from RefSeq and is a predicted model, not a curated record.
CAGUUUUGAGGAAGAGAGCCAGAAGCAACCCUCUGUGGGACACUGGAAGCCACUAAUGCCAUCCAAAGGCAACAAGGAGGAGCCAGAGACUGGCUGCCAGGAUGCUGGAGGUGUGGAUGAGACCCAAUCCACGGAGCAGCUCAACGUGUCACGACUGCGAAGCUCCUCCGUGGAGAUCCGGGAGAAGGGGUCUGAAUUCCUGAAAGAUGAGCUGCACAAGGCACAGAAGGAGCUGAAGCUGAAGGACAAAGAAUGUGAGAGAUUGUCAAAAGUCAGAGAACAGCUGGAGCAGGAACUGGAGGAGUUAACAGCCAGCCUGUUUGAGGAAGCCCACAAGAUGGUGAGAGAAGCCAACACCAAACAGGCUGCAGCGGAGAAACAGCUGAGGGAGGCACGAGGCAAGAUUGACAUGCUGCAGGCAGAGGUGACAGCCCUGAAGACCCUGGUGAUCACAUCCACACCUUCCUCUCCCAACAGGGAGCUGCACCCUCAGCUCCAGAGCCCUUCCAAAACUGUCUUCAGGAAGGGUCAUGGACGAAACAAGAGCACCAGCAGUGCAAUGGUCUCAGCUGCCAGCCACAAUGUGCCUCCAGAGCCAGUCAGUCGGGAGUGCAGAGAGGUCGACUCCAUUUUAUUUGCUGAGUUCCAGGCCUGGAAAGAAUGUCCAACUUUGGAUAAGUCAUGCUCCUUCCUAGACAGAAUAUAUCGAGAAGAUGUAGGACCUUGCCUGGACUUCACUAAGCAGGAGCUGUCAGAGCUGGUGCGAGUGGCUGUGGAGCAGAACACCCUCACCAUUGAGCCAGUUGCUUCCCAGACACUACCUGUGGUGAAGGUGGCAGCAGAAGAGUGUGGUGGGCCAAAGAAAUGUGCCCUGAGUGGCCUCCCCAGGACCUGCAAGCACCGGAUCAUGCUAGGGGAUUCUGGGAACUACUACUACAUUUCACCUUCCUGCAGGGCCAGGAUCACAGCAGUGUGCAACUUCUUCACGUACAUCCGCUAUAUCCAGCAAGGCCUGGUGAGGCAGGAUGUGGAGCUGAUGUACUGGGAGGUCAUGCGGCUCCGGAGGGAGAUGUCUCUGGCCAAGCUCGGAUUUUACCCCUGUGAGAUGUAAGCAGAGGUCUGAGCAUGGAAGGAAACUGGUCCUGUAUGAAGAGCUGUGAGUGCAGUGCCUCUCCUCAAUGGGCCUCACUCCCUUCACACCCUCCCUCUGCCUGAAGCUGACCAAGGAGCACAACUUCCACCUUCAGCUGUCCCACAUCUCCAGCUGUGACUGGAAUGCAGCUGCCACGG